Oreochromis aureus is the source of this 3338-nucleotide messenger RNA. It is a transcript of the gene ntng2a, whose product is annotated as netrin g2a. The record is from RefSeq and is a predicted model, not a curated record. NCBI's taxonomy places the organism in Eukaryota, Metazoa, Chordata, Actinopteri, Cichliformes, Cichlidae. The transcript is spliced from 13 exons. The coding region runs from base 1 to 3036 and encodes 1011 amino acids.
AUGUCCAUCUCACACGUCCUCGCCCUCCUCGCCCUCCUGCUGCCGUGGGGACGGUGUCAGUUUGAUGUGUGUCGAUCUCUGCGCGGCUCGAAGGCGGGGCCUGAGUUUUACGCCUGUCAGCCGCCCCCGACCAACAUGAAGGAGGUGAUGCAGAUCAGAGUUGACCCCCCUGGGAUCACCUGUGGAAACCCACCUGAGAGAUUCUGUACACUGGAGAACCCGUACCUGUGCAGCGAUGAGUGCGACGCCUCCAGCCCAGACCUGUCUCACCCUCCUCAGCUCAUGGGAGACAGGGAGAGGGGUGGGCUCAUCACUUACUGGCAGACAAUCACAUGGUCCAGGUUUCCUGAGCCCCUAUUGGCCAACAUCACCCUUACCUGGAACAAGAGUCUGGAGGUGGUCGAUGACAUUGUUGUUACCUUCGAAUAUGGCCGUCCAACCAGCAUGGUGCUGGAGAAAUCCAUCGACAAAGGUGUCACUUGGCAGCCGUAUCAGUAUUAUGCCGACGACUGUCUCGAGGCUUUCGGCAUGUCGCCCAAACGAGUCACUGAUUUAGCACCAAGUAACAUUACCCGGGUCAUCUGCACCGAGCAGUACUCCCGCUGGGUCGGCGCUAAGGAAGAGAAAUCUGUGGUGUUUGAGGUGCGAGCUCGGUUCGGGGUGUUUGCUGGUCCAAAGCUGAUCAAUAUGGAUGCUCUGUACACUCGGAUGGAGACCACAAAGGGACUCAGAGAUUUCUUCACUUUCACCAACCUCCGACUGAGGCUCCUCCGCCCGGCACUGGGAGGAACCUACGUCCAGAGAGACAACCUGCUGAAAUACUUCUAUGCUAUUUCCAACAUUGAUGUUUUUGCCAGGUGUAAGUGCAACCUGCAUGCAUCUCAGUGUGCGCUGCGUGAUGCAACACUGCAGUGUGAAUGUGACCACAAUACGGCUGGACAGGACUGUCAGAGCUGCAGCCGAGAGUUCACAUCUCGCACCUGGAGACCGGGAUCAUACCUGCCCCUGCCCAAAGGCACUGCCAACGCCUGUGAAGCAACAGAACCUGCAGCCAACUCAUUCAGUACAGCUGGACCUACCACAGACACAGCUCCACCCAACACUCCACGUCUGAAGACUGGAGAAAAACCACCUCCCAGAGUACUAGACAGUACCACCAGCCGUCCUACCAGUACCACCCCCACUGUCCAAGGCAGCAGUACUGACACUGGAGGGUCUAUCGCUGACCCACUGGGUCCACCCUAUAACUCCACUUCAGACUUUGGUGUGCCUGGGACUGAUAUAUCGAAAGUGGUGACCAGUUCUGUGUCACCUACUGUCGCAGAACCAUCAGCUGGAAUUCUGCCUCUAACAACCAUCCCAGAAACGUUUUCCCCAGGUGACGGGUCUCAAUUGGAAGACUUUUUCCCCACUGGAUCUGUCCGUAUCAGUCAGGCUGGAGAUACUCUCUUUACAACAAAACGUGAUGGAAUUUCUCUUCGUCCUGACAUACCUCCUCUGGCCGUACCUCCUCCAGAUCUACCACUGGAAGCUCCCUCUGUGGAUAUACCUUCUGCUCUUAAUGAAGCCCUUCCUGAUGUAAUUUCUCCUGAUGUUUUACUGGAUGUACUAUCUCCGGAUACACUUUCUCCUGAUGCAUCAUCUCCGGUUACACCUACUAAUAAUGUACAGCUACCAGAAAUGCCCCCUCUUGAUCUAUCAUCUCCAGAUACACUCGCUCCUGAUGAAAUAGUUCCUUUUGUUCCAACCCCCGAUGUACUGUUUCCAGAUGCACCAUCUCCUCCUGCUUUAUCUUCCCUCAAUGUUCCAGCUCCUGAUGGAGCUCCUACUGAUAUAUCUUUCCUUGAGGUACCUACUCAAGAACUUCCUCGUCCUGAUCUCCCUCUGGAAGUACCACCUCCUGACAUACCUGCUCCUGAUGCACCUCUUCCCGACCCACCUUCUCGUAAUGUAUUUCCUCCAGAUACACCUCCUCCUGACCUACCUUUUCCUGAUCCACCUUCUCCAGAUGUACUUCCAGAUGGGCCAUCCACUAAGACUCCAGAUACUUCAGUAGAUUUUCCUCCUCCUGAUGUACCUUCUCCUGAUGGGGCAUCUCCAGAAAUACGUCCUCCUGAUGCUACCCCUCCAGCUCCAGAUAUUCCUGAGGAGUCCGUGUUGCCUCCCUAUGGAGGUGGUCCUGUAUCAGACACAAAGUCCGCUACUAUAGAUCAGUCUGACCCUGCUGGUAAUUUAGCACCUGUUGACUUUACCAUCCCAGUUCCAGAAAACCCGAAGUCAGUUGGCCCUGGACAAGGAUCUGAUUCUCAGCCCAUGCCUGUAUUUGAACCUGGCAAUGUUUCAAUGCCUGAAGCCAAAGAGGAAUCUAAAGAAAAAUCUAAAGCCGAAGGAGAGAAGGAGAAAGAGGACAAAGGCUAUGAGAAGAAAGCGACCCAGAAGAUCCUGAUUCCAGGAGGACCAAAGUUCAGUCAGCUGUCCAAAAUUGCUUAUGUGAGCUUCCAGGACUGUGAGUGUAAUGGUCACUCCAACCGCUGCAGCUACAUCGACUUCAUCAACGUGGUCACAUGUGUGAGCUGUAAACACAACACGCGGGGGCAGAAUUGUCAGUACUGUCGCCUUGGUUACUACCAAAAUGCCUCGCUGCCGCUGACCGACGAGAACGUCUGUGUUGAGUGCGAGUGCCACGCAGACGGCAGCGUGUCUCCUCGAUGCUCGGACUCGGGUCUUUGUCAGUGUAAAGAUGGAGCCACGGGGAGGCGCUGUGACUCCUGUUUACCUGGAUACACCUGGAGAGGAGGCGGGGUCGGCUGCACAGCAAACGUGUGCGACGGCGAGCGUUUGGUCUGUCGGAAUGGAGGAACCUGCGUCGACUUCCUGCGCUGCGUCUGUCCUGAAAACUUCACAGGUUUAUUCUGCGAGCAGAGGGUGUGUCUGAAGAAGAACGGCUGCCUGGAGAACACUGAGGACUCCGCCUCCUCUCUGGCAUCACACCUUUACCUGCUGACCUUCGGUCUGAUCACCGCCACUUUCUGCUGACCCCGCCCCCAGGCACAAUGUCCCAUAAUGGCAUCACCUGGGGCGAUGUGAUUGCAACCAAAUGUUUUUCACUGAACUUCAUGUUUUCUUGACGUUGUCGUACAGGAUAUUACAUCACAAUCUUAUGACAUCACAUAAGGCCCCGCCCACUAAGACGAUCAUCACAUUAUAAUUUUAGGAGACCAACAACAGGUGACUUUAACCUGACGAAUCAGAGACAGCCGAAGUCUGCAGGAACAAAACUGCCUCAACCCUCCUCUCCCUCCACCCCGUCCUCUCCACCCCGUCCUCUCCACCCUGUC